Tetrahymena thermophila SB210 is the source of this 474-nucleotide messenger RNA. RefSeq names its product transmembrane protein, putative. The transcript is spliced from 3 exons. Lineage: Eukaryota; Ciliophora; Oligohymenophorea; Hymenostomatida; Tetrahymenidae. The record is from RefSeq and is a predicted model, not a curated record.
AUGGUUGGUUAGCUAAAAGACUGGAUAGAAUGGAAUGAGAAAUAUUCUAUUCUAUAUAUUAACUUUGAAUACAAAGGUCAAUAAUAUCUAGGUUAAGCAUGUGCUUCAGAUUAAUUUUAAGGAAAUACUUACAGUUCCAUAUGUCCUUACAAAUUUUAUAACAAAUAUGACUCAUUAUCAUGUGGAGCUGAUAAUACAAAUAAUACAGACGCAAAUGAUACUAGACUAUUACUUCAAGAUUAAUCAAAUAAUAUAAGCAUAAAUCAAACUCAUAGAUUUUUAACUGCAGCAGCUAUAGGUUUGCUUCAUAGAAUUGCACUAGAGAUUAUUUGUGGAGCUAAGUUAAAAUUGCUAGUUGGUUGUGCUUACCUAAUAAAUUUAACAUUUCUUAUUACAUGGAACCACGACCUUGUUAUGUCAAUUUUUUUAAAGGUGAAGAAGCCAUUUAAAAUGGAAUUGGGAGAGCUCCUAUGA